UGUGACUGAGGUUGUGACGGGAUAACUCUGAGAAAAAAACAAAUACAAGAGGACAUGCUGUGCUCGGCCUCGUCGCCGACUCCUCCCGCCGGCGGGCAUGCCGCCGCCGACCACCACGCGCGCCUAAGGUCAGCGGCCGCGCGCUCCGACCUGCCGGGCGCGCUCGCAGCCUUCGCCGCCAUGUCCUCCUCCGCGUCCGCCAGCCCCGUCCUCCGCACCUUCACCUCCCUCCUCAAGCUCUGCGCGGCGCGCGCCGACCUCGCGACCGGCCGCGCCGUCCACGCGCAGCUCGCCGCGCGGGGGCUCUCCGCGGAGUCCCUCGCCGCCACGGCGCUGGCCAACAUGUACGCCAAGUGCCGCCGGCCGGGCGACGCGCGCAGGGUGUUCGACCGUAUGCCCGUGCGCGACCGCGUCGCCUGGAACGCGCUCGUGGCCGGGUACGCGCGGAACGGGCUCGCCGGGGCCGCCAUGGAGAUGUUCGUCCGGAUGCAGGAGGAGGACGGGGAGCGGCCCGACUCCGUCACGCUGGUGUCUGUGCUGCCCGCUUGCGCCGACGCCCAGGCGCUCGGGGCCUGCCGUGAGGUGCACGGGUUUGCGGUCCGUGCUAGCUUCGACGAGCUCGUCAAUGUCUCCACUGCGAUCCUUGAUGUGUACUGCAAGUGCGGGGCGGUUGAGGUUGCCAGGUCUGUCUUCGAUCGGAUGCCGGACAAGAACUCUGUUUCUUGGAAUGCCAUGAUCAAGGGGUAUGCUGAGAAUGGGGAUGCCACUGAGGCUCUCAUGCUGUUCAAGAGGAUGGUGGGGGAGGGUGUUGAUGUGACGGACGUAUCUGUGCUGGCAGCAUUGCACGCCUGCGGUGAGCUUGGGUAUCUUGAUGAGGGGAGACGUGUCCAUGAGCUACUCAUGAGAAUUGGGCUGGAGUCAAAUGUGUCGGUGAUGAAUGCGCUGAUCACCAUGUACUCCAAAUGCAAGAGGACCGACCUCGCUGGCCAGGUUUUCGAUGAGGUGCGCUACAAGACACGGAUCUCCUGGAACGCCAUGAUCCUCGGGUGCACACAGAAUGGAAGGUCAGAAGAUGCAGUGAGGCUCUUCUCUAGGAUGCAGCUGAAAAAUGUGAAGCCUGAUUCGUUCACUCUCGUCAGUGUCAUUCCUGCACUUGCAGACAUCUCAGAUCCACUGCAGGCAAGAUGGAUCCAUGGAUACUCUAUCAGGAUGCACCUAGAUCAGGAUGUGUAUGUUCUGACAGCCCUUAUUGACAUGUAUGCAAAAUGCGGCCGUGUCAGUAUAGCUAGAAGUCUCUUCAACUCAGCAAGGGAGAAGCAUGUUAUCACAUGGAAUGCGAUGAUCCAUGGGUACGGCUCACAUGGUUUUGGCAAGGUUGCAGUUGACCUGUUUGAAGAGAUGAAAAGUUCUGGCAGAGUGCCCAACGAGACAACAUUCCUUUCGGUCCUCUCGGCAUGCAGUCAUGCUGGUUUGGUUGAUGAAGGGCGGAAAUAUUUUUCGAGCAUGAAGGACGGCUAUGGGCUUGAACCUGGGAUGGAGCACUAUGGUACCAUGGUGGAUCUUCUUGGCCGAGCUGGGAAGCUAGAUGAAGCAUGGUCUUUUAUCCAAAAGAUGCCUAUGGACCCUGGCAUUAGUGUUUAUGGUGCAUUGUUAGGCGCUUGCAAGUUGCACAAGAAUGUGGAAUUGGCAGAAGAAUCAGCGCAGAGGAUCUUUGAGCUAGGGCCAGAUGAAGGUGUGUAUCAUGUCCUCCUAGCUAACAUUUAUGCAAAUGCCUCAAUGUUGAAGGAUGUUGCAAGGGUUAGAACUGCUAUGGAGAAGAAAGGCCUCCAAAAGACUCCUGGAUGGAGUAUUGUGCAGCUCAAGAAUGAGAUUCAUACCUUCUAUUCUGGAAGCACAAAUCACCAGCAGGCAAAGGACAUUUAUGCAAGGUUGGCUAAGCUAAUAGAAGAGAUCAAAGCUGUGGGGUAUGUGCCGGACACUGAUUCGAUACAUGAUGUAGAAGAUGAUGUCAAGGCACAGUUACUCAACACACACAGUGAGAAACUUGCGAUUGCAUAUGGGCUCAUUCGCACAACCCCUGGUACAACAAUUCAGAUAAAGAAGAACCUCCGCGUCUGUAACGACUGUCACAAUGCAACCAAGUUAAUAUCUCUGGUGACAGGACGGGAAAUAAUCAUGAGAGAUAUUCAACGAUUUCACCAUUUUAAGGAUGGUAAAUGUUCAUGUGGAGACUACUGGUAGUGAAGUGUUGAAGGCAGUCUGAAUAUGGAUUUUGAGAUGAUAAAACUUUGUCCAGCUACUAUACAAGUCUAGCAGGUGCCUUUUGUAUUUGCAUCAGGGCUCAAAUUCUGAAGCACCAGGCAGCUCUUUGCCUCUUAUGAUCAUCUAACCUUCUCAGGGAACAUUCUGUAGAUCCCAGUCCAUUUACAUUGGUAUUGUAACACAUUUAACAAUUAUGAUGUUUCUACCUUCAUGUGAAAUAGUGCACAUGGAAGUUGUUAACCACAGAAAACACUGCUAUUUUAUUCUCGUCUGGAAUUAGAUGAUGUACAUGAUGAGUGCAAACUGUUGAUAACUAAUUAACACUUAAGUCUUACCAUUUUGCAUACUUGAGACUGUGAGAUGAGUAUGUAACAACAUCUUGUAUUCUGUAAUGAAUAUCAAGGACUGUAACAACAUUCUGUCCUUUAUUCACCAUUUUGUUCCCACAUUAUCCCAAAAUCCCAUUAAAAAUGGAUUGACAUAUGCAUGUUUACAAUUGAGUAUACGUUGAAUACUUAAUUCUUCUGUUGUAAGUUUUGCGUACUUCGAAGCUAAGGAUCACUUCUCACUCUGAAUUUAGUUUCCAAUUGCUGUUUAAAACUAUUCUACAGUUCUGCUCCAUGGACAUGGCAGCUCUCUUUUGUCUCAGUUUUUUGAACUUUGUGCUGAUGGUGUUGACAUCUGCCUGCCAAUUGUAGCGAUGAACUCCACUGCCACUUUGAGUGCAUUAAUAGAUGCCAGGUUCAUCAGGCUUGUUGAUGACCAUGUUGGUUCCCCUCCAGCCAGAUCAGAUACUCCCCGGAACACAAUCACAGCGCAAAUGUUGCCACAUAUUUAAGUAAAGACUAUGAGAGAUAAGAUAUGGAACCCACCAUCACCACUGCUGCGCUUUCUUCAUCUAUUGUUGACACCGCAAAUUCUCUGAAAAGGAACUUCCGGUAUUCUGCAUUGUCUAGAAACAUGUCGGCUGAUGCUCCUUUUAGCCCAUGAACCACUUGUGGCGUUUUUGUGUACCAUACAGUUUAAAGUGCACAAGAAAUGGGGAAUAAAAGCUAAUUACAGGAGAGUACCUUCCAUGUCCAAGCACCUGUAUAAGCAACUAACUUUGGGACACUGACAUCGCCAAAUGACAUUGAAUCAUUAGAGCUUCCUGCUGUGCCAUAAUGGACAAUACCAGACACAGUAAAGACAUCGAGGAGAGUUUGUACAGUUACAGCUGCAUUCAACUGGAA
Molecule: messenger RNA, 3494 nt
Organism: Triticum aestivum (bread wheat)
Lineage: Eukaryota; Viridiplantae; Streptophyta; Magnoliopsida; Poales; Poaceae
Product: pentatricopeptide repeat-containing protein At1g11290, chloroplastic
Exons: 4
Coding region: 55-2241 (728 amino acids)
Biological process (GO): RNA modification
Molecular function (GO): protein binding; RNA binding; zinc ion binding
Source: RefSeq, a predicted model, not a curated record